AUGGGAGCACACGCCUACAGCGUGACCUCAGGAGCCACAGGACAACGGAGCCGCUGCCGCUCACCCCCUAAAUUUGACAACAGGAAGGCAAGCAGAAGGGUAGCAGAAUUAUUACCACAGCCCGAGGAGACUGGAGCAGGAAGGGUUUCAGACAGAACUGGUGUGGAUCAGUUUUUGUUGUCUCACAGGAAGAAACUCAGCUUUCACCACGGCCACGGCCCUCCAGGACGUCCUCCUGUGGAACCAGCUGCUAGGACCAACCUAAGACUUGCAGGCACAGCAAUGGAGAAUUUGGAUGUCCCAAUCCCAGAUCUUACUGAAGAACAGCGAGACAUUCUUCAGAGAGUUUUUGCUGCUGAUGCCAAGUACUUGGAGAAUCAUGAGAAAAUGAACCAGUCCUUCUGGGAAUCACUUGUGAAAUGCUUGGCCUCUACUGACCCACCUAUCCUGAAUACUGAAGAAAAGAACAAUCUCCUCAACAGCUGUGAUGUCCUCCCCGGAGGCUGUGCUGCCUGCCUGAAAGCCAUAGAGAAGAAAGGAGUCAGGGCAAUGGCUCUUCUUUAUCUUUUGCUGAAGACUUCCAAUCCAUCUGGGUACAGGCAGCUGCCCAGCUCCAAGGGAAAGGAUGAAAAAUUGAAACUCCUGAAGAGUUUGGAAAGGAAUUUUGAAUAUUCAGAAGAGGACAAAAAGUCUGAAAACUCCUCCCAGGAGUCCAUGGAUGAAUAUACACAAGACAGUGAUGAGGAAGAUUUAGGAAGACAGAAGACUGAAGGCCAGUUACUUGGAGGAAUACCAGCAGAGAUGGUUCCCUACAGAGAUUCAGAGAUUGCCAGAAGAGAAGAUUCAGAUGUAGAUGCAUAUGAGAAGGAGAGCACUCACCCCCCUCAGUGUACAUGGAUGGGCAUACGGAAGGAUGAUGAAUUCUUUCAUUUUGUCAUUCUUUGCUUUGCAAUUGGAGCUUUACUAGUUUGCUACUACUACUACAAAGAUUGGACUAUUUCUCUUGGGAUUGGUUUAAUCACCUUUGCUUCCCUGGAAACCACUGGGAUAUACUUUGGUCUAGUGUACCGAAUUCGGAGUGUCCUUGACAGCUUUGUUCCUCUGAUUGACAGAUUCAGGCCAAGAGGCAUGAGGAAAGCUGCCUAGGAGAGGAGUAUUUCAGGAGAGUUCCCCAAACCUGGCUGUCCAAAUUUCCAGUACUAAAGGAACUGCUUUAUGAGGUGAACCUAACAACCAAAUGGCCAAUGUGAAAUACUGAAAUGUGAAACCUCUGAAAAACAUCACUCCUUUCCCUCCAAAAUAAACCUGAAACUGAUGUACAGGGCCCCCCUCUGGAUUCUGAAGUGAUUUGGGCCUCAGCAGAGCUUGGAAGACAAUGGAGAUGUAGCUUUGUGUUCAAUUCCUUUGAAAUACAAACACAAUCACCUUCCCUGCCCCAGGCAGCCACGUGGUGGUGCAUCUCUCAUUUAACAAACCUCGCCAGUCUGCCUGUGGUGUACCAGAAGCAGCAGACCAAUGGCCUGUGCUGGUUCUGGCUUAGGCUCUGGCUGUUUCUGGAGGGAUUCUGGCCUCCUCCUCCUCCUCCCAGUGCAGAACAGGCAGAGGCAGGUCCUGCUCUCCAGCUGAGCCCCGGCGGUGCCGGCGCUGGGGCUGAUGAAUCGAUUGUGGCAGAACUCGGAGCAGUGGGCGGGCAGUGGUUUCACCCGAGAGCUGGGGAGAUGUUACAGGCACUGACAGAGUGCUGCAGUAAUGAGAUUAUUAACAACAGCACAUUUCAUCUUUUCUCAGUGGAAAAACAAAGUGCUUGAUUUGACUCAUUCCCCAACCUUUUUCUUUCUUUGAGUAAAAUAAACACAAAACUUUGACAUUCAUUUCAUUUUAUAGGAUGGGUUACACAUUACAAGAGUGUAGGACUACUGCAAUCAUAGGAAGAUUGCAACAAAACUACAUUUUAAGUAAAAAUGUAAGGUCUUCAUACCCACAGAAUGAAGGCAACCAGUUGAACAGAAAAAGCCAUAAACAUGGACUUUUAAGGAAAUGUAAAUCUGAAAGCUGUAAAGCCAAACAGCUUGGUGUUUUACAGGAACAAUUUCAAGCCUUGCUCAGAAAAUUAGAAAGGUUACUUUUUGUUGUACAUGGUUUGAAGCACCAGUGUCAGUCACUCUUGCCUGCAGUUCCAGCUGCACUGCCAGAAACACCAAUAGUUGCACUCAGGUCUGCACCAACACAGCACAGCUGCCACCCAAUGCCUCAAGGGCUAAAUUGUGCAAGAAGGAUGAGUACAAGUUAUUUCAUAGUAUUUAUAUGCUCCUUUACAUAUCUUUGUAGAAAUAUUUCACCAUCCCAAAGUACUGUAUAUUUUGUGU
Molecule: messenger RNA, 2366 nt
Organism: Pyrgilauda ruficollis (rufous-necked snowfinch)
Lineage: Eukaryota; Metazoa; Chordata; Aves; Passeriformes; Passeridae
Gene: TMEM40
Product: transmembrane protein 40
Exons: 14
Coding region: 1-1146 (381 amino acids)
Source: RefSeq, a predicted model, not a curated record